CACAAGACAAAUACAAGCCUGAAAAACAAGGGGUCAUACAGUGAAACUGAGCACUCUGUUGUUCGUUAUACCAGUGUGUUAUUUGUUCUGAUGGACAGCCAGUAUGAAGGCAACAUCUAAUUAGUAGUCUGUGGACCUUGCUAAUUAUUUGGUCUGUGAAGCACAGUGUUGACUGAAGUGUCAUUUUGUGCCUACUCUGGAGGGGCUUCUGUACAGUGGUUGCAUAUUUUUGUGUGAAUACUCAAAUAUCAAAUUGCUCAACAUUGUUACAGCAGCAUGUUCAUUUAAGGAGCAAUCAAAGCAAAUCAAUCAUGUCAAUUUGAGGAAAAACAGUAAGGCUUUAAUGAGGGGCUGUGCUUGCAAUAUUUUAUAUGUAGCUGUUCUAUUUACAAUCAGGCAUAAAUGUUGAGUAUUUAUAUAUCAUAUCGGGUAUCAAAUUCUGCUCUGGGCUUAACUCGGGUUUUCCUGUAUGAAGCCAGGCUGUCCUCAUCAGAAAAACGACCAUAUAGGUUGACUAUGAUGGCAGCUUAAUACGAACCAUAUUUACAUUUCCAGUUAAGCAGUGGACCCUAGGGGUCAUAAUAAUUAUAACGGCAGCAAAGGAGGAAGUCAGGCAAACAAGUAUGCAGAGUGUCAAAGUCUAUAAACAGAGGACGGUGACAGAACACGUGACUAAUUAUUUGUUCAUGAAAAUCUUGAUAUUGUUUCAACACAACAGCAUGGCUGGCUGGCCUGCUAGUCUUGACCUAACAUACCACAAAAUAAAUGUAUUGUUUGUCAACCAAAUGCAAUACUAUGGACUUGAAUAACUUAAGCUUUCUGGCUAAUGUGAGAAAUUAAAUAGUUUGUCCAUUCAGUAAUCAAUGUACCUUAAAGAGCAGGAUCAGGAUGUGAGACGAGGAGGGGAGAAUGCCUUUUGGUUAAGGUGCCAGAAAUGCACAUGUGGAGCAAUUCUCCACAUGGGGGGUUACAAGAAGGUAGAUAAGAUGACAUUUACUGUCAUAAUAAAACAUCAAAGGGUCACUUGCCUGGGAAGACAUGGUCAACCCAAAUCUCAGGGGGUCACUGUUUUGGGAAGAGAUGAUUGAUGACUAUUGUAAAUGAAGGUAACCUCCUCUCUGUUUUGUAUUUAAGUCAGUAACAUUUAGCAACUCUCAACCUCACAAGGAGAAUGUUCCACUACACUAAUCACAGAGCUAAAGGGCUGUGAGCUGAGCUGACUACUCUAUCCCCCGUUUGUAAAGUCAUAUCUAAGGUUUGUCCUGUUUACUGGAGUAGAAGAAUGUUUCCAAAGUUUUCCAAAGAUUGUUCCAGCUCUAUGGUGUUGCAAGAAGUUACUGCUUGUUAAAACUUCAAGUUUUGACGCUGUUAUUCCAAUAUCAUGAGAUCAUAUAUCAUAUAAUAUCGUGAACUGUUUGCUGUCUGUUUAUUAGCUCUCAGGAUUAUUCAUUUCAUUUCUGGUUCUAGAAUGAAACAGACAAAUGUGUCUUUCAAAGUGUUAUGGUGCAAAAAAAUGAUGUCAACAUUAAGACAAGUCUCAGUGGAAGCAGACACAAGACCACUUUAAAAAUGUGGCAUGGCGACUGAAUCCUGAUGCUACAGUAGAGGGACACCAUCUGGAAUUAAGUCCAUAAAAAUGAACUUUUUUAGUGUCUCCAUUUUACACAACUAAUGUUCCCAAUAGACACCUUCAAGUGUGCAUAAAACAUCAUAGUUCACUUAAUGCCUUGGAAAAGGGGCACACUUCUACACACAGUGCUGUUGAGCUUCUGUCUCCCAGUGUUAAGUGUUCAAUUAUACCUUGUUAUAUGUAAAAAUAUGUCCACAAAAUACUUCUACAGCAAAUUUCCUCUAUUCUCUUUUCCAGUAAUUGUUUUAAUGUUUUUAAGAGACACUUUUUAAGUGGCAUAAAAACUGUUGCAUUACUACAAGCAACACCUAUUACUACAUAUUACUCUCUACAGUUGGCAGAAAAGGGAUCAUGCCAACGUCAUGCUCACAUCUGUGUCCUCAUACUAGAGCUGAUAGAAUAUGAAAUAUAAGAAAUAAAGGGAUUUGGUCAUUAAGCAAUCUACAGCACCGCCAGUGCUCAAAAACACCACAGGGCACUUUUAAGUUGUCAAAAAGUCAUAAUGCGUACAAUUAUUUUAAAAUCUGAUUUCAAUGCAGUUAUUUUUGCCCCGGUGUCUUUUCCUGCAUGCCAGCACAGAUGGACUGAAUGUGCUCAGAUUCUUGCAUGUACAGCACAAGAUUCUUGUGUAUCCCUGACAUAUUUGGUAUAAAAAUAAUCUUCCAUUGGAGAGGUACCAUGGUCCAUGAGCCAUCAGUCAUCAAAGAGAAAAGGCAGACAAUCAGUGUCCUAUUGCUGUGGUACAAAGAUAGAAAGAGACAGAAUUUGAGACCAAAGCUAAAUUUAGCCCACAGGAUGCUGAGGAAUUCUUGAAAAUGGAGCUAAGACGGAGGAGGAGAGAACAAGUUGAGUGAAUGCUCUCCAUCCUCAAAGGCUUGUCCUGUACUGUCACUUCAUCUGUCAACACAUAUGACACAAGGUGACUUCUAUUCCACUGACCCAAGUGUCUCAGAAAUCCUUUUCAGCCACUUUGAUUUAAAACUUCAAAGAGUAUCGAAAAACUAUUCAGAGAAACAAAAAUGAUAAUCCAGAAAUGAAAACCACUAAAACUUGGGCAGUAUUAUUUGACAUAAAACACAGUUUUGCUCUUUGUCAGGGACUUAGAGCUGAAUGAUGGAUGCCCAGCUGUCAUCAAGGCUAAACUAUGGUGUGCUUGUUUGCUUGUAAAAAAGGUCUACAGCAGCAAAACGGAAAACACUAAAGCAUUGACAGGGCUGUCGAGCCACAAAUACCGAGUGCUCGACGCCCACUCUAUCAUUCAAAAGAGGCUGCAAGGUCUACCUAAACAGUUUCCAUGGUAACGCAGCCAUGUUUGGUGCCCGGGAUCAGGCUUGUCAGCCGCUCGACUGGUUGGAAAUCAUGAAAGGCCAGCGAGGAGGCUGUGUGCACAGACAGGAGGAGGGCUCCACCGCGGAUCUGUGCCGGGGCAGUGGGGUCUGCAAGUGGUUCAACAUGCGAAUGGGCUUUGGCUUCCUCUCCAUGAGCAGCAGGGACGGAGCUCUGCUGGAGGAGCCGCUCGACGUGUUCGUCCACCAGAGCAAACUGCACAUGGAGGGCUUCCGCAGCCUCAGAGAGGGUGAAGCUCUAGAGUUCACGUUUAAAAAAUCAUCUAAAGGGCUGGAGUCUGUCUGGGUUACUGGGCCAAAUGGAGCACCAUGUCUUGGCAGCGAGAGAAGGCCAAAGAGCACCCAGAAACGUCGCCCAAGGGGUGACAGAUGCUACAACUGUGGAGGUACUGGCCAUCAUGCUAAAGAGUGUCAGCUGCCCCCUCAGCCCAAAAAGUGCCAUUUCUGUCAGAGUGUUUCCCACAUGGUGGCCAGCUGUCCACUCAAAGCACAGCAGCAGCAUUCAUCUCCAGGCUCUCAGGGACCAGCUACCUCAUGGAGGGAUGAGGAAGAGGGGCAAAACCAGACCACCCUCUCCAAACACUUUGAGUGAAUGACUAAGGGAAACUGUGAGGUUAUUCACUGGAACACUGCUAACAGAAAGAGCUACCUCAGGUUUUAUUUAUUGAGUGAUAAAAUAGGAGUCAUCACCAUGGUGCUGAUGUGAUGUGUUUGUUCAGUAGAGCACUGACAGUCAUGUCCAUUUUUUUCUUUUUGUGCUGUUUUUCUGCCUUGGAUAAGUGUCUUAACUUUAGUCAAACAAUCAGACUUCAGCCAUGUAGUAGCCACACAUAUCAAAUCCCUGUUUGGACUCAUCUGACAUGAUGUGUGCUCCCGUUAGCUGAACCUUUUAAAAUAGUUUCAAUACAAAAAUCUUGCUGGUUUACAACUUCCUGAAGCAUUGGACACAUUCAGGGUGUAUGGAAACUUCUGAGUGGCCUGAAACACCAGAAUAGGCUUGAUUGAUGAAUCGGUUUGGAGAUAUUGGACCCUUAUAGCACCCUUCUUUAUCAGAUCAUUAAAGAUUAUAACAAAUAUAAUAGAUGCAGGAAAGUAGCAGGUGUUUUAGGUUCAGCUAGUAUGCAACAUUAACUUAAGUAGCCUGAACAUUUGAAAGGGGAUUUCUGGUAUUUUAAAACUUUGGCCCUGUGUUUGUUUUGGUGUGUAAAUGAUUCAUACUCACCAAAAUUUUGGAAUUGAUCCAAAAGAUCAAUUAAUUUGGCUGUCGGGUACAGCUGCAAGGUAGUCCUUUGGGGUUCCUCCCACAAAUUAGUUGUGCACAAAAGUGCUUGUUUUUGCCAGUGACAGGCUGAGGUUAUUAUUCUGAGUAUCAGACAACAUUAUGGUAACGAUUCCUACAAAGACAAACCUUUUUGUCAAAUGAUAAUGAUUUUUGAGACCAGAAACAUAACUCAUGGAGUUGGCUCACGUAGGAGAUAUGAGUUGUUGCAGAGUUGCAGAAUCCACCAGUGUAAACAUGAAUCAAAGUUGGGAGGAGGAGUUUGGAGUUUACCUGGAUGAACUGCCAGCAAGAACUGGUAUCCAAAGACAGCUGACAUUUGACAAUCUAGUUGAAGCAACAACUGUUACUCUCCUUGAACUAGACUUGGGCUUUUGGUCACAAAAAGGAUCUUGUUACUAAACAAAAAGGUCGUUAUCUGUAGGAAUCUUUUCUGUAAUGUUGUCAGACACACAGAAUACUAACCUCAGCCUGUCAGUGACAAAAACACUUUUAGUGGACAUACAUUAACCAUAAAAAGUGUUCAACCCGUUGAAUGUUUUCCCGUGUUUAUGAAUGGAAUCAUGGUGAAUAUGAUUGACUUUAUUGGCAAAUAUCAAAAAAAAAAGAAGAAACUCCUUAAUGUCAAAGAGAAAACAGAUUGCAAAAAAGUAAUGUCAGUUAAUCAAAAAUGAAUUAUGUAAAGUAAGUGAUUGUAUAAGUACUCACCCCCUUUAAAGUGACUGACCUAAUUCAACAGAGGUCCAGCCAUUUGGUGCUAGUAGUCUCACUAUUAGUAAAAUGGAGAUCAGUAUCAGUAUGUAGUAUAAAGGUACCUGUGUCUGAAGGUCCAUUUACUGGUUAAUCAGUACUCCUGGCUAUAAUUACACCAUGACGACAAAAGAGGUUGUUGAAAAUUAUAAGUCAGGGGGUGGAUACAAAAACAUUUCCGAGUCACUGUGUCAGUGGAGUCAAAGGCUUCAGUAACUUAGCUGGGAGAGAAUAUGCAUUCAACAACUGCUGCCCUGGUCAAUUCGAAGAAGGUUCUUUUUGGCCAUCAGACUAGAUGCUGUGUUUGGUGAACACCAAACACUGCACAUCACAACAAACACACCAUCCCCGCCGUCAAGCAUGGUGGUGGCAGCAUCAUCCUCUGUGAACGCUUCUUAGCAGCAUGCCCUGGGAGACCUGCAAAGCUAGAGGGUAAAAUGAAUACAGCAAAAUAUUUUGAAAUCAUUGAGGACAAUCUGAUUCAGUCUGCAAGAGAACCAUGACUUGGGAGGAGAUUUAUUUUCCAGCAAAACAAUGACCCAAAGCACACAGUAAAGUCACACAGAAAUGGUUUAAAGACAACAAGGUGAAUGUUCUGGAGUGGCUGAGUCAAAGCCCAGACCUCGAUCCAAAAGAGAAUGGACUUGAAAAAGGCUGUUCACACCGAAUCCUUGUACAACCUGACAGAGCUUGUGGAGAGCAUCUGGAUAGCUCUCAAUCAGUCAAAUCACUGGCUGGACCUCUGCUGUGAUUGUGACCAAAGGUGCUUCUAGUAAAUACUUGAAGGGGGUGAAUACAAUUACCUAUUGUACAUAUGUGUUAUCAAUUGGCAUUACUUAAUAGCAAUUUGUUUUCACUUUGUCAUUUUGGUUUUUUUUUUGUGUGUGUGUCAAAAAUAGAAGGCAAAAACAUCCAAGGGGGUGAAUGUUUUUUUAUAGGCACUGUAACUGUGACAGAGGGAGUUUCCUCAAAGUAUUAUCUUGCAGCUUUCUCAAAAUAUUUCAACCUAAUAUUUCAAUAGACCCUAAUACUGUGUUGUAAAUGAAUAGCCAAAAUAGCAUUAUUGUUAAGUUUUUAAUUUUAGAAUAAUAAUAAUAAAAAAAUCCAUACUUACCUUGAAACAUGACAUAAACAAUCCAAUGUGUGAAUGCAAGAGAAAAACAUAUCCUGCGCUGCCAAAUACUUUGUUCUAACUAUUUGUGUCUGCCCUCAUGAAAACAUUUUCAGGUCCUGAAUCAUGAAUGUCAUAAGUGCCAAAACCCACACUUUCCAAUAGGGUUUAUGAGAGCUGCUUUCAGGUGCCAUUCCACUAAAAACAGCAUUACUUCACGACGUACUUGUGAAAAAUAAUUUUACUUUUCCCAAUUACUGGGGAGGUAAAUGUCUUAAUUACCAAGAUGCCAUUUCAUUAUUUGAACUCGUAUGCAAGACCAGCAUUGAUUGUAUGGCAGUCCUUGUCUGCAAAACAGGGAAAAUCCGAAGGGAAUGUUCAGACUGAUAUAUAUCAGGGAUUUUUUUCAAAUAAAAAAUAUCUGCUGUAGAUGAAGCAGAAGGAAGAAGUUGAGGUGUAGAAAUCUUUUUUGCCAUUUUCAAAUCUUUUUUUCCUUUAUUCAUUUUGGUGGAUGGCUAAAUGUACAUAGAUUUUUCUUUUUUAUAUUGACUAUUUAUUCAGAGUUGUUCUCUCUGAAGGGCAGACAGCUCUAAUUGUUUCCUUUGAGCCUGUGCUAUGAUUCAGAAAGAUACUCAAGAAAAAAAAAAACAUGCUGUGCUGUAUUUAACAUUGUUUUUCUUCUAUGUAAUUCUAUUACUGUUUAAUUGUUUGAUGACAGUGUAAUUUUGUGAGUCUUUAAUUUAACUGUACGCUCACUUUGCAGAAAAAACACAGCAGUCCAGUGCUUGUAUGUGGAGUAGCAUAGAAUGUAUAUAGCAUCCUUAUUUUGAACUCAGGGAGAAUGUUUGUUGACGUAGUUUCUUAUAGGAUGUGUUUAUGUGUUUUAUUAUGGUGGAAGACUCAGGAAAUUGAACUGCCAAACAAGCCAUGUGCUAUCUUUGUCAUUUUCUGCCGCACAAAACAGAGCAGCCAGUACUGUGGUUACCUUGAAUGACUUCAGUGACUUCAUUAUGUAUCUCUUAGCAAGAUGUGCAGUGCAUUUUUUGGGUGGGGUUUGUUCCAUGCUAUUGUCUGUAACAUGUGGUUAGUGGGAAAACACAGACAAUGUGAUGUCUUGAUAAGGUUUCUAGCUAUUAUGGAUUAUGACAGCAGAAAGUGUUUUACCAUGACAGAGAACACAAGCUGAAGGGGAAGCAAGCUUAAUUGAUUCUUUUUCUUUUUUUCUAGCUUUCAGAAGACUAGAAUAAUUUCAAGUUGCCUAAAUGUGUAGUCACUUGGCCUAAGUCAUGACAGCCAAAUGGGUUCAGCAACUGAACUAGCUCCCUAGAUUUAGACUAACUAGACUUCAGCACUGUUUAAGAUGUGUUCUCUUCAUAGGCCUUUAGUUAGGAAGCAUCUUUACAUAGCCUACAUUCCAUUUACAGCAUUAAAGCAUAGUUUAACAUUUGGGAAAAUAUGCUGAGUGGAGUUGGAGACUGCUGUUGGCUAAGCUAUCUAAAUAAGCUCUGGAAUACACUGAACAUCAGAUUAAUACAUAAGUGUGCAUAUCAAAAAACUAUUAUUAUUUCUCAAUCAUUGGCACUGACAUAUUUACUUUUAAUAGUCCUGCUCCGAUGAAUAAGCUACCAAAUUAGUAGUCAGAGAUGACAACGCAGAUAUCCACUGACAUUUUUCUUAAAACAAAGCAAGCAUGGCACUACAUUUUAAUUUGUUAUUAUUGUACAUAACCCAAGUUUUUACUCAAAUUUUGUACAUGUCUUGAUGUAUCUGCAUGUUACUGAGUAGACUCAUAGAGUAGAUUCUUCAUGUUAAAGGGGACUGGGAAAUUAGCCCACAGACUAAACAGCACAGAGGUUUAAAAGCAUCAGUAUUGAUCAUCAUUAAGGAUCAAUAGGCCUACAUUAUGUGAUUGAGCUCACCAUAAUGCCAACCACGCUGCAGUACAAUGGGGUCUGAUCUACCAUGUUUAAUACUCUAAUCCCAAGACCAAGUCCCAGUGUCUUGUUUCUUGUAAUUUGCUUAUUAAUGUAUGUGUGACCAAGACAGAACUCGUCAUGUCAGAAAUCUAUAUAAAUCUACCUCAGGUGUGAUUUUUGACAUCUUGAGAGCAGCAUGUUUAAACAACUGUUUUGUAUGUAUCACAAAAUUAGUUGUGUGUUAUGUUGUCUGUAGUAUUUAUUACUUUGCUUGUUCACAUUUCAGUCUUCUUUUGGUGUGAUGUUUGCUACCUCACAGAACUUACUCUGAUAUUUCUAUGCUAUCUUUAUGCCUGUUGUUGCUGCCAAUAUAGCAAGAGAUCCUGCACUUAAGACUAAACAGGUCCUUUUGAGUGAAGUCCGGGCCUUGUUUCAAGAAGAUUUAGACACAUAAAAGAACUGUUAGAUAUGCAGAUAAGAUGUUUACUUGCACACUUCAAACAAAUCCCUGCAUCUUUACAAGCCAGAGCAGACACACCCACCAUUUCUUUCUUUCUGGGAACUCAUCUCCAGCACCCAGGUCCACCCUCAUAUCACCGUGCAGGCAAAUAAUGUUUGGUUCAAACACGUUCAUGUUGACGUUGGGUAUAAAUGCACUCAUUGCUCAGGGUUGUCCUGAACACCUACUGUAGCCUUAUGUGACUCAGUAAUUCAGAGUGUCUUUAAAUGUGGCUUAUCUCCCCGCUGUGCUUGAUCUUUCAGCCUGCAACUGAAAUAAUUUGUGCGACAAUACAAUGGGAAAUAAAGAAGUAACAUGAA
This is a messenger RNA of Acanthopagrus latus (yellowfin seabream), 8851 nucleotides long. RefSeq names its product protein lin-28 homolog A-like. Bases 2939 to 3568 code for a protein of 209 amino acids. The record is from RefSeq and is a predicted model, not a curated record. Lineage: Eukaryota; Metazoa; Chordata; Actinopteri; Spariformes; Sparidae. Gene Ontology annotation, molecular function: nucleic acid binding; zinc ion binding. The transcript has 4 exons.